Molecule: messenger RNA, 3477 nt
Organism: Pteropus alecto (black flying fox)
Lineage: Eukaryota; Metazoa; Chordata; Mammalia; Chiroptera; Pteropodidae
Gene: POM121L2
Product: POM121 transmembrane nucleoporin like 2
Exons: 1
Coding region: 1-3477 (1158 amino acids)
Biological process (GO): protein import into nucleus; RNA export from nucleus
Cellular component (GO): nuclear pore
Molecular function (GO): structural constituent of nuclear pore
Source: RefSeq, a predicted model, not a curated record
AUGCGCCCCGACUCGCGCCGCCUCCGACUGCGCUCCCUGGUCCUACUCCGGGGACCCGGGUCGGGGGCACCAGGAGCCUGGGCCCUCGAGGUUCGCCGCAGCUCUGCGCGACUCGGCGACCUCGGCCACACGGUCCCAGAGCUGCGCUCGGCGCUGCGGUUCGCAGCCCCGGCGCGCGCUGCCCGCGGGGAGAGCAGAGGCCCGAGCGCUCGGCUUGGGCAGAGCGGACGGGGCGGCCGAGGCCCCGCGUGCCCCCCAUUCCCACGGCUGCUGACCUGCAAACGUGGUGCCCGGGGGUGUCGAGCGCCCCGAGACUCUCUCACUUUCCUCGCGCGGGGACCCCAACGGUCACCGAACCCUGAGAGCGUGGACUCGGCCGAUUCGGCAGACGUCAGAAACCUCGGAGGCCGAGACCCUCCCCAAAGUCGCCGAGCCGCCUUCCUGCUCCGCAUGGGCAGUUACCUGGGCAAGCGGGGGUCCCCGGCGCCGUCCCCGGCGGAAGGGCGCACAGAUCCGCCCGCGGGGCUGGGGAACCGCCGGCCGGCUCAGCCCCUUCACCAGCUCCACCGGGUUCAGCACGUCCACCGCGCACACCCUGCCCCGCGGCUUGGACCUUCGAGAAGGCCGCGGGACUGGGACCCCGCCAAGCCCACCACGCGGGGCGUCAGCGAGGCCUGGAGGCGCUUCCCCAUGAGGAGGCCCCAGAAUUCCGUCGUGGGGCCUCUCCCCUCAGACUGGUGGGAGAGUUACUUGAAGCGCAGUGUCUGGUCUCUCCGGCACCCCAGGGCGGUAUGGAGCCCAGUGACCAUCAAGAUCACGCCCCCUGGGCGCAGAGGGCUCCCCUACACGUCCCCGGCACAGUCCUCGCCCUCUGGGAAGCCUCCAGGCAGGUGCGUGAAGGCGACAGUGCUGCGGGCCCUCCGAGACUGCGCAAAGGGGCGAACGGGGCCGCGGGAGCCGCUGCUCCGCGACAGGCCGCGCUGCGAGCGCGGGGCGCCCGGCUCCGGACCCUCUGCGUUUGAGCCUCUGGUCAAGAACGGAGUUCGCGCUUCCUUCGUGCCCAGGCCUGGGCCGCUGAGCAGAAGCUCCGCCUCGCGGAGCUCAGACCGCACACGCACGGGCGGCCCCCUGGGCUCCAAAAGAAAUGCCAUCACGAGCUCCUACAGCUCUUCUAGAGCUUCCUCCGAGCGUCGUAAGAGAAGCGUUCCCGGUGCAUCACUCCAGACUCCAGAGCGGCCAGUAAAAAAGGAAGAGAAAGGUCACCAGUGUCGCUCUCCCAUCCCACUGGGAUCAGAGGAGUCCCCAGCAGCGUCACGUGACAGCUCUGGGCAGCGCAGUCGGAAGAUGCCACAGCUGCUAGCUAGCCCUGGGCCCCUGCUGCCUCUGCCCCCGGCUCCCCAACGUGGUUAUGCAGCCUCGGAAGACCACCUGGCCCUGGGGACAAAAGGUGGACUCCUGUGGGGCAACGAAGCCAGAAAGGAUACAACAGAGGUCGCUGCAGACUCUGUCCGGGACUCGCGGUCUGCUCUGCCACCUCCCCUGGCUCUCGCUCUGCCUUCUGCAGGCACAGCUCCAGCCCCGGGCCCAGAUUCCCAGGGGGAGACUCCAGGUCCCCUGGCCUCCCCACAGUCUACUGCAGAGGGUGUCAGGGUGGCCCUCUCACCCCUGCAGACACCCAGCUUGCUGGCCCCACUUGGCUGCUCACUGUCAGAGUCCCGUCCAGGCCCCGCUUCAGGGGCAAAGUCCCCAGCUACCGUCACCCUUCCGAUCCCUGUUUCUCCCGCAUCACCAGUCAUUGACACCACACAGCCACCUCCGACCUCUCAGGAUGACAGGUCUGCCAGGUCCCCACAGCCACCUGUCAUAAGCCCUGCACAAAGGUGUUUGUUUGGAAAGGUGAGACCAGCUCGCCAUCUUUCUGCAUCUGCACCUCCCGCUGCAACUUCUGCUGACCCCACGUCAAAACGUGUUUUCGGGCCCCCGCCCAGGAGCGAGACCGGAAACGCCUUACAUUUCAGAAAGGCCACCGCAGCAUCGUCACCUCCAGGCAGCUUAGCUCCCACCUUCGAGCCUGUCUUUGGCAGCGUAGGGCCGCUCAACACUAUGCCCGUGACAGGUGCUUCCUCCCCCAGGCAGCCCUGCUCUCCGGCUCCCCCUGCUCCUGCCCACACCUCCCACGACCUGGUCAAGGCCACCUCUGUAGUCGUGUCCACUGCCCCAGCCAGCUCAUCCAAAGACUCCUCUUGCAAGCCACCUCUGGGUUUUGAUGUAGUGAGUGUCACCAGUGCUGUGGACAGCACCCCCUCCCUCCCUUCCACCUGUCACACUUUCCUGCUCGGGGCCGCUCGCGCCUUCAGGGCCAGCUUCUCCACAGCUACAGGUUUCAUUUUGCCACCCCACCACCCCGCGGCCAUUCCUAGGGUGCACACAGUCGCCAUCUUUAGCCAGGCUCUUCCCACUGCUGCCCAGAUGACCGCUAGUAGAAGCACUGUCGGUUUUAGGGGUGUGGGCAGCCCUCUGUCAGCCUCUGCCCUCGUGACCACGAACCAGCCCGCACUGUCAUCCGGCAUCUCCAAUCUGACCUCAGCAUUCACAAUUCCCUUGGGGUCAAACUCAAAGCCACCUUUCCCACCAUCCCUGGGAGUCACUUCUCAGCCUGCAUUUGGGGCUGCAGGUGGACGAGAGCAAGGUCUCCUCCAACCAGUCCUUGGCCCAAGCUUCAAUAGCUCUUUCAUUUUUAAAAACUCAAAAGUGGAAUCCCCAACCCCAUCCCCAACUCCAACCCCAACCCCAAUCCCAACCCCAGCUCAGCCAGCCUUCAGCAGCCCCACACAGUCAGCCUUUGGGCUGUUGACACCCUCAGCCUCCACCUUUCACAUCCCUGCCAGCACCCCGCCAGACUCUGGAAGCACCCCAGCAUUUGGCCAAGCUAGUGCAACUUGUUUUGGACUUGUCACUGAGGCUCACCGGAGUGGGGCUUCGAGCUCAGUGUUUGGCAGCACAGCCCCACGGCCUUUUGCCUUUGGGGGAUUAGUGACCCCUAUGGACUGUGGGGAGUCUGGGGUCAGCGUGACUGCCCCAGACAGGAGCUCCAACUCUGGAGUGUUCUGCAUUGGAGCAAUGCCACGUGGGGCCACUCGCACCGUCAUGCCUUUUGGAAAAAUCUGGAGCCAGAACACCCAAGCCCUGACCAGCCAGAGCACUCCUUUCGCCUUGGGGAGGGCCAGCAUUUCUGCAAGAAGGGCUGUGUUUGGGGACCACCACAUCGUUCCCUUUGCUCAGAGCACCCCUGUCCCUGGACCAGUUAAGACAGGCAGAAGCCUUGGCUUUGGAGUCCCCUCACUAGCUGCCCAGGGCUCCUUUGAGAGAGGGUCUUUCAGAUCACCAGCCCCUUCAUUCUCCAUUGGUGCAAAACCAAAAACCCCAAAGAGUCGUGAGCAAGGGCACUCCCGAAGGCAUCACGCCCACAAGAAGUAG